CGUCCAAGCAUGCUAAGUGGUCAAUGCCGAGUCGCUACGCGCCUAUGCUGUCGGAGAUCCGCAUUCAACGCUGCUAAACUAUCUUCGUCUCCGAGACUAUCCUCUCACGGGCCUAACGCACCUCUGGAGCUUGAUCCUUCCUUACAAGACUUGCUGCGAGAUGCGGACAUGGCAUUGCUCAAGCACAAACCCUCGGAACCGGCUAAAAAUGGGUCUUCUUCCGCAAAAGAACUGGAGAUUCUUGAGUUUGACGAGUCAUCUACCGAACGAACGGAAGACGGAGAAAAUGACAUAGUAACUCCAAAGGAAAGAAAAUCUGCUAGGGCUGCAUUUGGGAGCAGAGGUAUUGGCUCUGUUUUCCUGCCCAUGGAGCUCCGAGAAGCUAUCGAAAAGGUCAUCGGCGGGGGCGACAAGCCGCGGCUCCAUGAAGAUGCAAAGCGUCUAUUCCGCGAAGACGGAGAUAAUGGCGGCGACUUAUGGCAUACAAACUAUCAAACGGACUACAAGUCUUGGAAACAGACACAACGCCAUGAAGAGAGAGACGGUACUGCUUUUGCAUCAGUCGCAUUACCAGCGCAUUACUCUGCUGUUUACGCCGUUUUCGACCACAUUAAACACAGACUGGGAGAUGAUUGGAAGGUACGGAACAUAAUAGAUUGGGGUUCUGGAGUUGGUAGUGGGCUAUGGGCUAGUAUGCAUGCAUUUCAGGAAGGUUCAGAAGAGCAAGACGGGAACACUGCUCUUGAACCAUCACUAUCCCGGUCAAUUAUAACGUCAUACCUAGGUUUUGAAAAGCGCAAGGGGCUCUCCAACAUGGCUAAGAGACUUAUCGAAGAUUCUAAUGUGGGCUCGGCCAGUGUCCGGUGGCACAAGGCAUACAGUAAGGACGAGCAAAUUCAACGUUCCGAAGGAGGCGAUGUUUUGGCUCUUUCCGCCUUCCAUCUCUCUUCGCUUCCGACUCCCGCAGCUAGGAAAGAGAUGGUAAAACAAAUGUGGUCCAGUGGAGCGGAGGUAAUUGUUCUUAUCGACCAUGAUACCUCUACUGGGUUCACAAGCAUCAUUGAAGCAAGAGACCAGCUCUUGCGCAUGGGAAAACGAGAAUUGCAAGACUCCGAGAUCCAAGGCGAUCCGAUGACUGGAUGUCAUGUCGUUGCACCGUGCCCCCAUGAUGGCGCCUGUCCGUUGUUUAACUCCGGGAAGCCCAGUCUAAAGUGUACGUUUUCACAACGUUUGCAAAGACCGGCAUUUUUGCGCAAGACGAAGCACGUAAGAGCGGGACAUGAGGACAUGGGAUACAGUUAUGUUGUCAUUCGACGAGGGCAGAGACCGUCAAAACCUCGGAUCGGGGAAACAAGUGACACUUCUGGACAGAACAUUGCCACUGAUGCAGAAUCCGCAUCGAGCAUUCGCCUUGAAGCUUACGACUGGCCGCGAAUGGUAUUCCCACCCCUUAAACGGAGCGGACAUGUCAUCAUCGAUGGCUGCACCGCUGAAGGCAAGAUAAUGAGAAUGACCAUCCCUCGGUCUCAAGGAAAACAACCGUAUUACGACGCCCGCAAGUCUUCGUGGGGUGAUAUUUUCCCUCACAAACCAAAGAAUCCCCCUCAAAUACGUUAUGAACCUAAUGACAGUACAACAGAUCCGUCCUCAUUGCCUGGGUCGGACAUUGGAAAACGGCGAGUAAAGGAGAAGAAACAGGACCCUACGAGCUACGAAAAAAUUUACGCCGAUUUGAGGGAAAUCCAAAAAAGUAGACAAAAAAUGUGGGAUAGGCUUUUCGUUGCUAUUGAGGAGGAAGUUUAGAGUAGCUUUCUAAACACUGUACCUCAUUGUAUUGACAACUGACUUUACGACUUCAAGUGCUUUUGACCGGUAAUCACACCACUCCAUCUACAUUAAUCAUUAAUAGCAUUUGAAGACCUAGC
Molecule: messenger RNA, 1925 nt
Organism: Fomitiporia mediterranea MF3/22
Lineage: Eukaryota; Fungi; Basidiomycota; Agaricomycetes; Hymenochaetales; Hymenochaetaceae
Product: Rsm22-domain-containing protein
Exons: 7
Coding region: 10-1803 (597 amino acids)
Biological process (GO): translation
Cellular component (GO): mitochondrial small ribosomal subunit
Molecular function (GO): methyltransferase activity; structural constituent of ribosome
Source: RefSeq, a predicted model, not a curated record